AUGGCAGAGCUUGGCCUCGCAAUUGCGGGUCUCGCAUCAAUCGCUGAGGUUGUCGGCACUAGAUUAUACAAUUAUAUCCACAUUGCCAGGAAUGCAGAAGCCGAAGUUCUCACGCUUACUGAGCAGAUCGACUCCCUCAGAGGAACGCUGUGGCGUAUCAAGAACUUGGUAGGCAAUUCAAGUUUCCCAUCGGACUUCGCUGCACCUUACCUUUCACCAGUGCAUGCAUGCGUCUCUGCCCUGGAUAAAGUCCGGGACAAAUUAUCGAACUUCUCAGACAGGGAAGGCAAGGACCCCUUGGUGGGCAAACGGAAAUGGAAAUGGCCUUUCUCCCGCUCAGAGACUCUCGACUUGAAGAACAAGAUUCAAACAUAUGAGACCAGCCUCGGAUUGAUGCUUACAGCGGAUAACCUUUCCACAACCUUGCACGCACUGCAUGAGUCAAAAUCAUCCCACCAAAUUCUUAAAGACGUCCAACAAUAUUUUCAGGCCGCGAGUCAGAUCAGACUCGACGAAGAGAAACAAAAGCUUUUGGCACUCGUUAGUCCCACGAAUCCUCUUGCCACUCUCAAGACCAACGUGAAACUGUGGAAGUCGGGCACUUGUACCUGGUUCACCGAAGGACCCGAAUUCAAAAGUUGGCUGACUACGGAAAAUUCAAGCCUGUGGAUUUACGGAAUUCCUGGGGCUGGCAAAUCGAUACUCUGUGCUCAGGCAAUCCAAAAGGCACUGUCUCUGAGUGAUGAGGAAAACGCCGUCACCUAUUUCUUCUGCGAUUACAAAAACCACGGAACUCAAAAGCCUCGCAAUAUCCUUGGCUCUCUAGUGGAGCAGCUUGCGCGCCAGAGCAAGCGGUCUUACCAGCAGCUGAAAACCUUUGCCGACGAUUACAGCCAAGCUACCAAUAUGCAGAAGUGGGAACCUGAUUGCGAUGACCUAUUCCAGCUUGUCGUCCAGAUGAGCGAAAAUUUCACAAGUGUUAGUCUUCUUAUUGAUGGUCUGGAUGAAUGUGACGAGCACAUUGUGGAGGUUACCAGCUAUCUUUCUCGCCUUGAUGAGGCCUCUAGCCGCUUCAGGAUACUUCUCUCAAGUCGCCAGCUUGUGGAGAUUCAACACAUCGUGCAAAGGUUUCAGUCCCUUUCCAUCGCAGCCCGAAGCACAGACAUACGACUGUACAUUGCUCAUGAACUCGAGCAGCGGACAAACCCGUCCAGCCAUAGGCCACUGAUUAUUGGCGACGAAAAUCUCAAAGGGGAGAUAAUGGAUGCGCUGGUCUCUCAAGCUCAUGGCAUGUUCAGGUGGGUUGCAGUGCAGCUCGACUAUUUCUCAGAGCUACCAUCGGACCAGGCAAUCCGGGAAGCAUUGACAUCUUUACCGCCCGACCUUGCCCAGUCCUAUGAAAGACUUUUGCAUAUGAUAAGUCGAAAGCCGGCCGCAACACAGCAGCUUGUUCAGCAUACGCUGAUGUGGCUUGCUAGUUCCAUGCAAGAUUACUCCGAUAAUCCUAAGGAGGCGCUCCUCGAAGCACUUUCCAUUACUAAUGGGUCAUCUCGCUUCAAUCCAUCGAACAUGCCAAGUCCUGAGAAAAUUCUUCGUGCUUGUGGCAGCUUGAUCCGAUUUAAUAUUGAAAAAGACACGAUCGAGCUAGCUCAUUUCACCGUGGUGGAGUUCCUAGAUGCGAUUGAUGUCGAUAUACAGCCCGUAUUGUCCAGGUACAAGACUGGCGGCCACACUCAGUGGAAUUACUUGACAUUGACAUCACUGACGUACCUUUGCUACGACGAUUCAUGGCCUCUUCCACAAUCUCAAGAGGAACAAAAUAAUCUCAAAAUAGAUCACCCCUUUCUGUACACAGCCCAUGAAAUGCUGCCUGCCUGCCUUGCCAAAUGCGAUAUUCAACACGAAGAAGUCUUGAGAGUGGUGAUGGAAUUCUUCAACCAACGGCGUGCUGACCCUCUACUUCUUUGGCUUUAUCAUGAAGCCUACAAGUGGAAAAACUUCAGGAAUUUUGAUUUGUCUGGACUGAGGGAUGCUCUUCUGUUAAUGCCGCUCAUGCCAAUCUGUUAUGCAGCGAUGUUCAACCUGCCAGAGGUUUGUAAACGUUUGAUUGACGCCGGUCAAUCUUGCAACGCUCUCAGUCCAUUAGGAACUCCUCUACAGCUUGCAAUCAUGGGACGACACGCAUUAAUUGCCGGCAGUCUUACGUUCCGCAGGUCAAUCGAAGAGUCGGCCAUCGAUCGGCUCUUGCUGACGCUCAAGGUGCUUCUGAGUUAUGGAGCUGAUGUGCAGAUAAGCCAGAGGUUAUUCGGAGGGCAGAAGAAUCCUGAAUCGGUUCUAGCUCUUGCAGCAGGAUUGAUCCGUUCAACUGAUGCGCCUUUUCGAGAGCUUGCUGCGGCGGGUGCCUCAUGUAAGGCAGACUGUAUCUCGGUUAUGCAGGAGAUAUGGGAAGAUGGGGAAAGCAUAGACCGACUCGUCCAUAAUCUCCAAUAUGUCCAAGAAGGGCAAGUUGAGCCAUCCAGCAUGGCUAAGUUCAGAUCAUUGAGAGAUCGUGCAUUGCUACAGCGGACAGGUUCAAUCCUAGGCACCCAGACAAUGCAACUGGUGCAACUAGAUGAUUCGCCCGCACGAAAGGUCGAACUGUUCUUCAGCGCAGCGAAAUUCGAUCAAGCGCGUGCACUAGCCUCCUUAGGACACCAGCCAUGUUUUGAUGUCAACGUGAAAAAUGAUGAAGAUGAGACUGUUUUACAUGUGGCAGCAAGACAUGGUUCGUCAUCUGCUAUGAAAACGCUGCUGGAAUUACCUGGCAUCGACACCACGAUUAGAGACAAAAACGGCAACACUGCUUUGCAUAUAGCACUAGCCAUGAGAGUGAAUAUGUCAAUCAUCAAAAUGUUGCGUGAUGUGCAGUAUAGAUCCAAGACCAUCAUAGGAACCUCCAACCACGAACACGGCGCGCGGGUGGGUGGUCCGCAAACAAUCGAAGAUCUCGAAAUUCGAGAGAGAAGAAAGAACGUUCGAAUGAUAUAUGAUGCCAUCGAGAUUGGUGACCAGAAUGUAAUUGAUCUGAUCUAUUCAGAAGACAGCCCAGUGUUUUCGCCAUGUCAGAUAUGUGGCGAAUGCGACCUCUUCAUACAUGCCCUAACACACGACGAACACAUUGCCUUCCGUCUUCUGAAGCGCGGCUACAAGGUUAUUGGAGUCCAGGAUCCGCGACACCAUGGGUACGCCCGCACAGCGCUCCAUAUCUGUGCAGAAAAGGGCCAUCUUCGGCUGCUGGAAGCAAUACUCGACAGAGCGCCGUUUCUUCUAUUUCUCGACACAGAAGUACAUCCAAUUCACCUUGCAAUUCUCCACAAUCAGAAUGAGUGCCUGAGGGUAAUUUUAGACAGGAGGCAUGCAUGCUGGAACUCAGUCCAUGCUGGCCAGGGGACUUUAGGGUCGGGUCCACAAACGCUUGUAGAUAAGCCAUUUAUGCCUACCCUGCAGACAGACCGCAAGUUCCGAUUUCUAGAGUCAUCAGAUCUCAGUAUCAUAGCCUUGCGACCAAGAGACUUCCCUUUUGGAGAGGCAUUCGCAGAAAACCUUAACAAAUUUGAGAUUUGGACCUAUGGCGUUCUGCUACCGCUUCAUUGCGCGGCGCUAGUGGGGAAUGAGGCAGCGGCUCAACAACUUCUUGAGGCUGGGUCUAAAAAGGACUGUAUCCCACCUGGUGGUGUCGGUACUGCUUUGUCCAUUGCGAUCAGUCAAGGGGCGCUUGAGAUCGCAGAGAUCUUGCUUGAGCAUGGUGCAUCCCUGUACCAUUAUAGUGCAUUGGGAGAGAGUGGAGUUAGUCUUCUUGGAAAGAAGAGCCCGGAAAUGUUCCUCCGACACUGUGGAUCCUUUGAUCUUGAUGUUCAUCCUGAUUUGGAUGGUGAAGGACUAAUUGCACAAUUAGUGAGAAGUGUUGGUCAGAGAUUUCUGCCAUCCUAUCUCGAACUCAUGGGCCAUGCACGUGAGCUACAUGGUCAUUCUCGUGAGCUGCAUGAUAGCACAGCUCAAGGAUACUCAGUCAUCCGUGAUGUCUUGGCAACAAGAAGUCCUGCAGUCAUUGAUUAUGCGCUGAAUUCCGGAUUUGACCUCGGAGCUUGGAAUGAGCAUUCGGGCGGAGCCCUGAAUGGUAACUGGGUGAAUGAAGAUAUCCAAACACUGAAACGACUCACCAGACGGAUCGGUUAUCAGAGGAGCACAAAGCUAUUGAACAAAAAGCCCGCUCAAACUUCCACUCCGCUUUAUAAAGCUGCAUUGAUGGGUCAGCAAGAAGUUGCCCGAUUCUUCAUGAAGCACGGCGCCGGCAUCAAUGUCAUUGGUGGGCUUUUGGGCACACCACUGAUGGCCGCUGCUGGCUAUGGACGGCUGUGCAUUGUCAAAGACUUUGUGAAUGCUGGUGCUGAACUGUCGUGCUUCUCAAUCGACGAGAAUCGUGUACGGAGCGCCGUCGAUCUGGCGAAGUAUUUUCCUGAUAUCCAGCGGUGGCUCUUGGUCGAACGAUGGACGGAACGGAAGAGGAUUACUUGGGAGGAGGCUUCAGAAUGA
Messenger RNA from Exophiala bonariae, 4572 nucleotides. RefSeq lists its product as uncharacterized. NCBI's taxonomy places the organism in Eukaryota, Fungi, Ascomycota, Eurotiomycetes, Chaetothyriales, Herpotrichiellaceae. The transcript has a single exon. The coding region runs from base 1 to 4572 and encodes 1523 amino acids. Gene Ontology annotation, molecular function: protein binding. The record is from RefSeq and is a predicted model, not a curated record.